Molecule: messenger RNA, 10681 nt
Organism: Atta colombica
Lineage: Eukaryota; Metazoa; Arthropoda; Insecta; Hymenoptera; Formicidae
Gene: unc80
Product: protein unc-80 homolog
Exons: 51
Coding region: 77-10681 (3534 amino acids)
Biological process (GO): monoatomic cation homeostasis
Cellular component (GO): cation channel complex; axon
Molecular function (GO): monoatomic cation channel activity
Source: RefSeq, a predicted model, not a curated record
AGGGUGUGUGCAAGACGUAAGCGUACAAGCGGUUUAAGUUGGAAGAAUCUGUUCUGCGGGUAAUAUUGAAGCAAUCAUGGAUAAACGGCGAUCCGUAGACGGGGGAACGCAGGAGUAUCCUUUGCCUAUCCCGGUUCAAAUGUUCCUUUGGCGUCUUAUAAGGCCAUUCAUUCGAGCUAAGCUAGGAAAACUUCACGAAGCAUCUUGCAUGUUCUGUCAACGCGCGCCAGGCCAUCAUGAAAUGAAGGAAGCAUGCACGUGCCUUGAAAGAGUUCUAGUGCAGGAUCUUCAUAAUGAUUUGACACCCUCGUUGAGCGAGAUAUUAAGAAACGUGCCACGUUGGCGUUUGAUUCAAGCCGCUCUUCCUUAUGUUCUCCAUGCUACGGCUAGUCUUAUGCACAAUAGGAAAGACUUUCAGACUCUCGGCACGAUGGAAACGACUCUUCUUUAUAUUCUUCACUGGAUACUUUUGGAUUCAGCUGAAGAAUGCGCGGAGAAUGAGGCUGAUCCGUCAAAUCCUUUUUUUUAUUUGUUUCCGAUACCUACUAUGACUCUUUUCAUCUAUCUAUUUGCACCUCUGUGCAAUCAUCUAAAGGAUAUUGACUUCAAGACGAAUUUACGAUUAGAAAACGGCCUAAAAAUAUGGUCUGCCAUGUACGAAUGCCGUCAUCCGGAUACACCUUGUUUCACAGCGCAUUGUCGUGCUAAACCGCGCAUUUAUUGGAGCCAAUCCUUCAAAUCCGCCAAGCAUCAUAUGUUGUCGGAUGACGUUUUUGUUGGAGGAAAUGUCGAAAGUCCACCUAGCCAAUCGACUUCAGAACAAAGCGCUCCGCCGCCUUCGAAAUCAGUUGAUGAAGAUCAACAGGGUUCUUGGCUAUCUUCACCAAAAGACACGGUUUUCCCGGAAACGAUUCCUGAAGAAAGUUCUGGUGCAGAAGACGAGCAUGUGGUAAUAUUCAGAUUACCAUCUUUGAGUGAAUCGGAGAGAAUACUCGAUGGAGUAAAAGAAGUUUCCACCAUAUUCGCAGGCGAAGCUAGUAUCUUUCACGUCGCGAUGGGCAGGACAACUUCCUCAAGAUCUACAAUAGAACAGUUCACGAUAGAACAGGUCGCAGCAAUUUCUGGAUUGGACACGUGCAAACAGUACCAUAAAAAAGCUACAAAAACCGGAGGAAUGGACAAGGAGAAAGAGGAAAAAAUUUCGAAAACAGAGAAAGAAACGCAGGAGAAAACGCGUGGAAGUUUCUCAGUACAACGUCAAUCUGCUGAUGCAACCGAGCAUACCACAGGCUCUACAAUCGUGGAUUCAGAUGUUCGUGCGGCAACCUUUUUAGAUGUAGCUACUUUGAGAUGUCUGUUCGUGCCUCAAUGGCAGGAAGAAGGUGUUCACUGGGCUCUUCAAUUUUUUUAUUAUCGGCUACGAAGAAUUAACGAAGAAACCUCAGUGCAGCAAAUGCCGCGUCGCCGGAGCAACUCCUUGCCUAUUCCAAAAAUCGAAGUCUCGAUUUAUCAGAGUCCCGAGAGUAAGAAGAAGGAUGUAAUGAAGGAUUUCAUAGAGGUACCUGACACACGCGAUGCCUCUUUAACAGCGGGUACAAUUAUAUACGAAGCACACGAAGGUGAAGCGAGACAUACUAGACGUGCCAGCGAAAAGACGAAAAAGCGCAUGAAAAUGGCCGAUCUCAAGGCCUUUGUAGAAACAAAACUUCUUUCGAAAUCAGAGAAGGCACUUGAGAAAAUUGGCCAAGAAGAACCGAAGAUGUUGUUUGAGCAGGAACAUCAUACAAGUCUUGAUACUGGAGAAGAUCAUUUGACUGCGACUAGACCAACUUCGGCUAGUUCAAAGAUUUUUGAAGCAAAAGACAUCGAUUACAUGAAGCAUCCUACAAAUCUAAUUAAAGGGAAGAGUAUGCCAAGUCUAAGCUGCUUGAUUAACGAGCUGACCGCGGGAGGGUACGUCGGCGAUACUCGCAUCGAGAGAAAGCAGAGCCAGUUUUAUAGUCAGUCCUACACCGUCCCGAACCCUAUUAUCACCGUCACGGAACACACGCCAACCCCAUCCCCCGAUUACAUGAAGCGUCAGGGAUCUAUCGACAGUCAAUUAGAUGUCAUCAGUGUUCAAGGUGGUCGUUUGUGUUCUGAGAGGAAACCGAGUCUCACGAGGUCCCAAACGGAUUCUAAUAUUACUUAUAUGAGCGAUGAAAUACCAGAAGCUCCGGGUUCCUCAUGUUACAUUACCAAAGAAGGUGAUGUCGAUCUUCAAGUUAUCUUGAAGGCGAUACAUUUCGUUGCUUUGCGAGAUAACACCUCUUGCACACCGCGAGUUUGCGAGAUUAUACUGAACUUGAUAGAACUUUUAAUGGAUAUGGGAGUGAUGAAACAUUGCCUUCGAGAGGAAGCUAUCGGCAGUAAUGCAGGAUCUGGUACAGGAAUCGACAAUAAGUCGGAAACAGGAAAGAAACAGGAUUCGCCAACAGAAUUACCUCAGGAACAUGGGUACGAUUCGAGUAAGAGCAAGCCGACUGCUCACAAUCUCCUCAUGAAUUGUGUGAUCAGAGUACUGAGGCAUUUAGGCUGCCCACACGGUUGCUUGGACGGAGUACGUGGACCUCAGGCUGAUAUUUGUCGCUCUCAAGGUCAAACUAUCCUGACAAAAUUGCAUCGCGCAAGUUCCCGUCAAUUCUCGAGAUUCUUACGAACGAUGAUACGAGAGCAACCGUUGACGGAAAUCUUGGACUUCUUUCACGCAUAUGUCGGAUAUUGCGUUGAUCCGAGUUCAUUGCUAUCGCCGCUUAAUCAGAAGAGAAUGUCGGGGAAAUCGCCCGACGUGGCAUCUCAAAGUGGAUACGCGACGAACUUCGGUGCCGGCAUGAUCGGUUCCGGAACUGGUGGAAGUGGAGUCGGUACUUCGGGUGGAAGCGGCGGAAACGUCGCAAUAGCAAGCGGCGUCGCGACGUCGUACAAUACCGGCGGUUACGGAGCGCGCGGUAUCGAAGGGCAGAUUAUGUCCUGCGUCUUUAAGGUCUUGGUGACCCGUCUCAUCGGUUCCACAAAGCAGCUAAAGGCUCAAGAGAACAUCAGUCUCUACUGUGAUGUGCGACAGUUGAUGACGUACGUCAAGGAGGCGCACGGUGGUAUUUUCCGACGGGUCGCUCUAAGUGGAAUCCUGGAUUCUGCUGAUCGACCGAAUAAACGAUGUAACAGCAAUAUGCAGACAACACGUGUCAUAAGACAUAUUCAUCAAUCGGAUUUAGAGGAACAUGCAGAUAUCGGGGGAGACACGUGUUACACCGUUGACGAUAGGGGCACACGAAAGUUCCUCUUUAAGAAAAGGAGCACAUCUUCCACUUGUGCUGCGGGAUCGAAUUUACAGAGUCUUCUCGAGACGGAAUUGAGCGAGGAAAACAUAAAGAUUAGUCAAAGCCCGUUGGGUAAUCUGCGUAAAAAACAUCAUGUGUUGACACCCAGACAGAGCGAACGUAAUUUAGGUAUUCUAGGCGAGCCUUCUUUGGGACCGCGGAAAUCGACGCGGUUUCAAAUUGGCGGUAUCGUUAAUUGGUUCCGGAAGGAGUAUAGUCGGACCGAUUCUACCGAUAGCCAUGAAAGUAGCGAGUCGCCUACAGACGGUAGCUUUGUUAGGCAACCCAGCUUCCAUUACGGCCAUCGCAGCGCAUCGCGAAGCAGUCGCGGGGUUGGUAUAUCUCUGCAAAAGGCAAAACGUCGGAUGGAGGAUCAACUGAAUAAAAUCGGUUUUGGAAAGAAUAAAAAGAAAGAAAGCAUGGAAGAAACGCCCGGAAACUAUUUCAGUCGAAAGAAUUCUAUAGAGCUCGGCGAGGUUUGUAGAGAAUCCGAGUUUGUUGUACUGAAAGAGAGAAGAUUAGUACCACGCUUCGCGGUAUUUGAAGGAAUGUUACGAUUUUCCUUUCUUCUGGAGACCUGCCAACCAGGCUCAGUUCCCGAUCCUCAUCUAAUGGCGUCGCUUCUAGAUCUUCCAUACGCGCCGGUAGUAUCUCGCGCCUGCUUGAUAUUAGAAUGCGCGCAUUUGGUGCAUCAGUGCAACAAAGGCCACUGGCCCGCAUGGAUGAAGCACAAUUUCCCCAUGUUUCGACCGUCUGUGCCGAUAAACAGUCGAAACGCCUCUAGUGCACUUAGACGCGUUCAUAUACUGCAACGCACAGCGGGAAAAUUAUUUUAUCAAUGGGCAGAGGCUAUAGGAGCACGUUUAGAAGAGUUCUUAGCUGAAGAUAAGCAAAACAUGGAGCAGGUAACCACCAUAGUAUCUGAUGAGAGCAAACAGAGAGAUUUGAUUUUGGAAGAUGAAGAAGAAGAUUUUCUUGAUGAUGCUAGUAUAAAUAAUUAUGGAUCCCAGUGUCCCUUCGCGUUACGUCUCGUCGCUUGCGUUUUGCUGUUGGAAGUGACGGCGUUUCUUAGAGAGACUUAUCAAACUUUGCCGAAGUCAAGUAAACUGUUAACGAAAGAACGUCCCCCGGCUUGGGAAAGAAUGUACAGCCGAGAAGCGAAUCGACGGUGGAGCGUGGCUUUGUCGUCCAUGGGCCAUUCACAGGCAUCCGCGCAGAGUCUUCAAUCUAUAGCUGGCGAUCGCGAAGUUGUCGCGGAGCGCAAAAUCAGUUUUGUCCUCUACGAACCUGAUAAUGAGUCUGAAGGAAGCAGCAAAUCAAAUGUUACAAUUCAAGGUGAAGAAACCCAAAAUAUCGAGAAGGAGAAAGCAAAGAGAGUGCAGGCAUCUCAAAAUAGACCAUACCUUCUUCGUCGCAGUACUGCUACGACUGGUUCAUUUAAAAAGAGAAGCCUUAAACUUCGUCGCAAUACUAAGGAGGGCAAGGAUACGGAAUGCGAAGCGUAUACAGUAAAACGCGCAGAUUCGAUUCAAUCUAACAGUAAGAGGAAAGUAAGCUCCCUGUCUGAUAGAAGCGAUACGUCUGAACCUGGUGUCGCUGGCGAAGUCAGUGGCGAUGAAUCGCCUGGAAUUCUCAGCGACGAUCAGCCGCCGGAGAGUCCAAGCGAUAGCAACGAAACCGAUGAGACUAAUAAGAAUUUCCCAUGGAUGAAGGUGCUCGUGCAGGUUGCCAAUUCCUUCAAUUUUUAUUGCUCCCAUCAGAACUUCUGCCAUCCUUUCUGUCAUCGCCGACAAAUGCGCGCUAGUAGUAGAUUGAUAAAGUCGGUGAGAAAAAUCUAUGGAGAGGAAUUUGGUAUACUAAACGGUACGGGUUUAUUCGAUAUUGACUCUGAUAAGAAGGAUGACAAGAAAGAUAAACGCAGCCGUAAAGUAUCUGAUCAAACUAGCACUCAGGUAUCACCUAUUCGAAGGAAAGACAGCGUGGGACGCAAGUACAAAAUAGAAAAAAAUUUAGAUGGUUCUCAAUCUGGUCGAUUGACUCAAAGGGAUUCCUCGAAGGAUCUCGCAGAGCAAGACUCUGAAAGGGGCAAGGAAUCCUUGAGAAGAACUACAACGAAAUAUGACAUUGAACAAGAUAGAGAGCCACCGCCGGUUUUGAAAUACAUAAAGACUCAAGUAAAGGAUGCUUUUCAUGCACCUUUGGCUACGUUAAUCAAAGGGGCGGUCGUGAUGACGGAAGAUUUAUUCGUGGAAGUAUUGCCUGUCGCUUGGGAACUCUUAUUAGAAUCCAAUCAAGAAGUCGCUGCAUCAGCAGCGGCACUUUUUAUAGUAUCGGCGGUGCGAGCACCGAACCAGGCCAGUGAUUUGAUGCAUAAAGGCCUUCAACACAAUAAUACUAGUGUGCGCAUAAACGCCAUUUUACGAUUUCAAGUUCUGUGGAAAUUACGAUAUCAAGUGUGGCCGCGGAUGGAAGAGACAGCUCAUUUAACUUUCAAAGUACCUCCGCCAGGAAUAGAAUUUACUCUGCCUUCACCGAAGAUCGGAAUAGAAUCCUUGCCGGUAGUGGAUCCACCCUGGAUGCCUCAGGUCAAAACAAAAAUGGAGGAGGUCACGAUUAAUCAGGAACAUCAUAGAUCUCUAGUGACCGCAACGAAAACGCGGAAGAAACAGCAGACCGAACUGAUCACGAGGGCUCUUCAGGCACAGGACGACAAAAAACGGGAAGAAAGAGAAAAUUUUCUUAUUACGACGAUACCAAUUACUGUACAAGCCGCUUACGAGCCCAGUCCAGUAGGGGACGAUCACGGUGAUGAAGGUAAUGUAGGAGAUGAAGAUGCAGCUGAGACUGUCCCAAGGAAUACUCAAACUCAUCAUAGUCAAUCAGCUCUUUCGUUAUUUCCUUCAUCACUAUGUUCAGCGAUCGUUCAAAUUAUUAAUCUCUUGGAUGAUCCAGCAGUCUCCGAUGAUGGAAACGCGGUGUACGAAGUGGCAUAUCAGGUAAUCUGGAGUUGCUUGGUGGAAGAUAGCGCGCUGUUUCUACGAUACGUACUGGAACGUCUUACGAGAGAGAAGCAAGAGUUAAUGUUUAAGGUUUUGAGACAUCUUAUCAGAUUUGUGCCGAAAUUACCGCAACAGGCUGCGUUUGCACUUUAUAAUUAUAUUAUUGGAUAUGUCAUGUUUUACGUGCGCACUCCACACGAGGAAGGCCAAAAAUUAAUUGGAACCGCAUUGUCAAUUCUGUGGAUGGUGGUGCACAGUGUACACGGCAUUAUGUUUAAAGAUCUGAAGCAAAUCCUCCGAAAGGAACAAUGCGAUGCAUCAAUCCUACUCACAGCGAACGUUCCGUCAGCGAAAAAAAUCAUCGUUCAUGGUCCGCAGGAUCCUGAUGCUGGAGAAAUACCCUCGCAAUUUCCGGUGCAAGAGGACACGCAAUUUUGUCAGAUACUUCGAGAAUCCUUGGAUUUUUUUGGUAUCGAAGAAUCAAAGCAUCACGAGUAUUUCCUCGUGGAUUAUAAGACGCAUCAAAUACACAAUCCAUCAUCAUAUGUUAGAGACUAUUAUUUUUUCAAAAGAUCUCAAUUCCCGCAAAUCGAACUCGUUCACAUGAAGCAGGAGGAUGCAUUCAAUGCGUUGCAACGGCAAGAAUUAAUGCACAAAUUCGUAGAAAUAGGAAAGGUGCUGUUGACCUGGGCGAUUUUGAAGAAUGUCGACAUGGUAGUGCAAAGAGUUGUGUUUCUUCACGAAGAGCUCAUGAAGCUACCGUCGUUUCCGCGAAAAGCGCUAGAAGCCGACUUGGACCUGUACAAAGGUGGUGAAAUUGGCAGAGAACUUCUUGGGUUGGACGUGAUGCAUAAAUUUAUGUGGGUUAGAUUGAUCGCACGCAUGUUUGAGGCCAUGGCCGGCAAUUUUGCAUAUUCCGGUGAUAUUCAUCUCUUUCUAAACGUUCUGAAUGGCGCCGUGAUUAUUCAUAGCGAGGAUUCCUGCAUUCUACGCUACGUCGUGGCGACCUACAUAAACGCUGCGCAUAAUUUCAAAAACAUUUUCUCAACGAACGGUUACUUGCUAAUCAUGCCGACCUUACUGCAACUAUACUCGACGCAUCAGACAAAUAAGCUCGUGACGACUACUGUUGAGUACGCUGUCAAACAAUUUUAUCUCAUGAAUCGUAAGCCCUUCAUUCUUCAGAUGUUUGGCAGUGUUUCUACUAUAUUGGACACGGAUAUUAAAAGUGUCCAUGGCGAGGCUCAUAAGGUUCCAUCUACGUGCCUAUUUAACUUAUUAUUGAGUUUGGAAACUCCAUCACCAGAUCCACUUAAUAUAGGAGAAUUAGUAAAAGAGGAGAAGCCUUUGAAAGCGAUAGAUUUUUGUUAUCAUGACGAAAACGAAAUGGUUGAUGUGCUUGACUGUAUAUCUCUCUGUGUGAUGGUGAUAGCUUAUGCACCUGAUUCGAUUAGAGGCCAACAAAUGCUGACAAUAUUGGAAGCGAUAUUGCCGUGCUAUGUUCGGCAAAUCCAAUUACCCACGUACAAUAAGGAAGGCAAAACAGAAAAGGAGAUAAUAAAUCAAUUAGCGAUUGCAGUUAGAACUUUAGUCAACAAUUCUGAAGCGUUGACAAAAUAUUACAAUGGCCCGCAAAAAUUGAGUCCUGAACAUAAAGGUUCUAGUCAAAGAAAUUACGGCAAAGGCCCGUAUUCACCUGGUUUUGAUUUCGAAGAAGACACUCACACGAAAUAUAUAGAACAUUCAAAAACUCGAAAUUUUUACGACCGAGAUGAGGAUUUUCAUAAAAACGAGUUCAGGAGACCGCGCGAUACUUUGUUAAAUAUGGUUGGGGACUUUGUGGCUCGUUGUACUGUUCGUUUAAUAGAACUUAAUAGGAAGUCACAGGACGGAAAAACUAUCGAAUUACUGGAUUCAAAAUGUCAUGUGCGCUUAGCCGAUAUCGCUCAUAGUCUUCUGAAAAUUUCUCCAUACGACCCGAUCACUAUGGCUUGCCGCGGUCUCAAACGAUACAUGAACGAUAUUCUUCCUUCAACCGAAUGGGCAGCCGAUGAAAUGAGACCAGCGUUAACGUUAAUUCUUAGAAGAUUGGAUAAAACUUUCAGUAAAAUACAUAAAAAACCAUCGAUUAGAAGAAAUACCGAUUGGGCUGCUGCAAGUGAUCUUUUGAAAGGGGUUUACGAAACUCUGUCGAAAUGUCCGUACAUCGCGCAUUUUCAGUAUUUGAAGACGUUGUUAACUACAUGUCAGGCUUUAAUUGUUGGAGACAAUCUAUCUGAAGAUUUAACUUCAGCUUCUACAGCUGCUUUAAUGAGCAAACUGCCUGCUCCACUUCCGCCUCCGCAUUUUUGCUCGACGGUGUUACGUCUGAUUGCUCUACACGUGAUAUCUUUUGGAGAAGGAUACUCCUUGGAAAAUGUUCUCGGUGGUCAGAACAUGUUCGCUACUCAAACUCGCACGGAAAAUGCGCUAUUAAAUUUGUUGAUACCAUUGUUUCUCCGCGUCGGAACUGGGAGAAAAGAUGUACCAAAACUGAAACAAUCGGAUAUCUCUUUCGCUUUAACGACCGUAUUAAACGCGCUUUGGCCACCGGGUGCAAAACCGAUACCAUUAACAAUGCAAAGACCACCAACGGAUACAAGAACCGGUAGUAUAACGUUCACCUCGAGAGAUCCGAAGGCUCUAAUGAAAACAUCGUUAACAUUAUAUCAAGUUGCUUUCCUGGCACUCAAAAUAAUGACGAUAUGUUUCGAAACUGAACUGAGAACGGAAUGGCGGGUAAUUCUACGUGCGAUGCGUCUUCUGAAUAAGCGCAAUGAAGCUUCCACAUAUCUCUGGAAUUUCAUAGAAUUUAUUGUGACACACCGCACAGCUUUAUACAUUCAAAUGCUUCCAUUCAUUGUUUAUAAAAUCGGACAAGCGCCGAUAUCCGAGCACGAACGAAAUAUGCACACCAUUAUACGCGAGAAGAUCAAUGGAAGUAGUACCACUGUACCAAAAUCGCGAGGCACGCUGCUCAUGGAUCUUAUUCACGAGUUAAAGAAUCUAAAACAAGAAAUUGAGAAUCGAAAAUGCGAUGAGAUGCAAUCAGAACCUAAGAGAAGCGUGGUGGAUAUGCAUCCGAUAACCGAAGGCCAGCCGCGUACUCAGAGACCGUCUCUGUUGAUGGAUCUUUUGACUGGUGACUUAGGAUCAAGAGCUCACAUAAAUCGUACGCCUGCUGAAACACCAGUAUCUCAUUCCACAGUAGUUCAAUCGCAGUCUCAUUCGACUCAAUCCAACACGAGUAGUACUGUUAAAACAAUGCAUCCCACUCAAGUAACAGCACCGCUGAAUGGCACUCGCAUUGGUGGAUCCGUAUCGAGCACCAGCGGUGGAUCUACCUUGCGUGAAGCAAGUGACACACUCGUCGAGGAAACUUGUAUCGAGCAGCCACCGUCAACGACAGAUAGAUUCCAAUCAUCUUCUACUAGCGAUGAACGUAACCAUGUUAAGCUUCAUUCUAUCUUACCUCACCAAAAGGCGCCAAAGCUGCGCUUUGUCUCUUCCGUAGAGUUUAGAAACUCAGCAGGAGAGACGGUGACGGGCCAGCUAAGUCCAAGCAGUCCGACCGAAGACAGUUCCGGAGAAUUACGUAUCGACAAGCCUCGCUUACAACGUUCUAUGGGCCAAAGCAAGAAGACCUUCCGCUUAAGAAAAAGUCGAAAGAGUCACAUUGAGGUGAUAAUGACGCAGACAAAGUUGGAACAGUUGGAUGCAGCCCUCGUGGAACAACCAACGAGUCAACCGAAAGCGACAGGACAGACAUCAUCAGCAGUGGAUCCGCCGCUAUCAUCUAAUAUUCCAUCUAAUUCCUCAUCCAUUCGUUCUAGACGAAGCCAGUCUAUUCGCAAAUCGGACGGAGACAAAAAUUCCAACAUGCCUGCAGAUCAGCAGCAUUUCCAUGGAGCGGCGCAUCAGCACCAUCAUUGUCACUACUUUCAUCACCACGUGCAUCCUCAGGUGUCAGAUGUGUCCUGGGACGAAGACACAUCUAGUACAUCUGGAUAUCGUGAGUCAUAUAGUAUGCAGAUCGUCUCAUUAGACGGUACUAAUGCUCGUUCAGGUCAGGCUCCGCCUUUGGCCUCACCGGAUCUAAAUGACAUGCCAUCUACGAGUAGCACGACCACUAAUUACAUAGCUUUCGAUGGCAGUUCUCCGGAUUGCUCGAUGAAUGGCAGCGGAGGUGAGAAAACCGCUCUGUUAACUUCAAGUCAGAGAACGACUUCUCAGCAUUCUUUAUUGAUGGUCUUUCCAAAUCAGGACGAAGAUACAUUAAUAUAA